AUGAGAGCUUUUAUGAAUCCGAAGAGUGCCAACUCGAACAAUGACAACAACAAGGGUUCUUCAUCGGUUCCAACAACCACCGUUUUUUCCAAUGAUUCCAAUCUUCUACAAUCUAUUUACUUUUCUCACAUGCAACAAAAUUUAUUAUUGUUGGAAGAGGAUGAAACACCGAUGAGCGCUUACACCCAUCAACCUUUAUCAGGCAGUAGCAAUAACAAUUACAACAACAAUAAUUAUACCAACAAUACAGAUCCUUCUCCUAUGGACGGAUCUAAUAAUUUUAAUCAACAACAACAACAAUAUAAUUUUGUGGAUUUGGAUGGUUUCGGUUCUAUUGGUCCUCUCUCUCAAUUUGAUAUUCCACUCUCUAUCAAUAUCACAGGAUAUCAAUUAACACACAAGGAAGAGAAAAAACAAAGAGAACGAGAAUUGAAACGAGAAGCUGCCCGAUUAAAAAAGCAAAUGGAAAACAAGAAGACUGCUGUGCUUCGGGAUGAAGCCGAUGAGAUGGAAAAACGAAUGAAAUAUGAUGGACUUUCAUUCUUUAGGAAUGGGUUUAUGAUUUUCACAAACAGUAGCGAAACUGAGCUGGAUGAAGGUUCUGACCGAGGUCGACCCAGUUUUGCAUCACAAGAUGGAGCUUGUUUAUUUGAUGAGGGAACUGGAAUAACCAGUGACAUUAUGUAUGGUGAAUAUCAACAACAAGAGGAUGAAGCUGCCCAUGAUGAAGUGGAUUUGUUGGAGCAACAAUUAAUUUAUUUCUAUCCCAACACUGUAGAAAAACGUUCACAGUUGAACAUUGUGGGAUUUAUUCAGUCGUUCUUAAUUUUCUCAGAUUCCUUUGCUCCUCUCAUACCUGACACUUGUUGUGCGGAAAGUAUUCAUGAUUUUGACUUGAUCACGAGCGGAUCGCCCUCUCCAAAUAGCAGUAGCAGCAAUUACGAUCAUACAGAGUCUUUACUGAGCGCCUCAUUGAAAGCUGAGGCAAAUCAUUCGAAUAGCAACAAUGUCUAUAUGAAUUCCAAAGAGUGUAAUCAUCCUGUUAAUUUGAUACAAUUCAACCACUCCAAAAUGGCAAUUGUACGAUAUUACAAUGUGAUUUAUUGUUUAUGCGCUCCCAUCAGUACUCCAAAUAGCAUACUUCACGAAAAUUUAAUUCACAUUCUGAACUCGUUUGCAUUUAUUUAUGGCUCCUAUAAUAUUAAGGAAAUUUUAUCAAAGAAGAGUUGUAUCAACGAGAGACAAAUUGAUAUUGAUAAGGUAUCGACUGAUUUCUAUGUGUCAUCUUCAGAUUGUAAAUAUGAGAGCACAAUUGAUGUCUUUGAAGAUAUUGCUGAGGGUCCUUUUCCAGCUCGAUCCAUGUUUCAUGACAAUAAUUUGAAAAUUCCAUGGAUCGCGUCUCCGUAUAGCCCCAUUGUUUCAAACAGCUACAAACGAAAGAAGAGUGCUAACAGAUGGAAUGCUGAGCAACAACGAGUUUUGGAUGAUUUUUGCCUCCUCAUCAAAAUGUACACAGUGAGUCAAGCUUUACAAUCGUCAGUCGACGAGUCACUACCCAUUAAAGCAAUGACACAACGAAUUUUCCCAUUUGCAAUUCCCUACACAGAAAUACCUGAGAAAAAUAUUUUCAUUAAGGCAAUGGGAAUUUUGAAUCAACUUCAAGAUGCAUAUGGUAGUAAUAGACUUCAUAUAUCACCAAGUUAUCAUUUCACCUCUAUUGGAACUUCACUCUCGGGUAUGGUUCAAAAGCAAUUGGAGACUAUCAACCAUGGAGACUAUCUUGAUCAAGAGAAUUUACUUAAUAGGACACGCAAGGGCUCUCUUAUUGGAUCAGCUCUCUUUUUUAUGAACGAAAGUGUCAUGGCUGUCAACAAUUUGGACGAACGUGUGUUGCAAUAUAUUUUGUUCCGUUUACGAUGCAUUGAGAAGAAUUUUUGUGAAUAUAAGGAUUUCUUUGACGAGAGUUUUAAUGCAGAGAUUGUUUCUAGCCCAACUACGAAAGCAUUUGCUCCAUCACCUUACACUGCCAACGCAUCACGACAAGACUCUUCAAAUGUGACUCCAAUUCCAUUGAGACAAUUUAAGAACACUCCAAGCACUCCUGUGACAAACACUCAGAGUCCAAUGGCUAAACCAGUACGGACCAAUAGCUUGUCUAAUAGCCUUACCCCAGGUGGCAAUGCCACUCCCCGAGGCACACCGACUGGUGUGAGUCCACUGGCAAGAAGCAUCACCAAAGCAGGAAAUAAUUCUUCCAAUAAUUUAUUGAGAGCUACCACUACCCCAGAAGCUCGACAACGAAUGAUGACAGCCGAUAAUUCACCUGGUGGUAUGAGCACAUUAUCAGCACAAAGCAGCACCACAAGUGUUAUUACGAGUCCAACUACAAACAACAGUAAUGAGACGAGCGUGUUUGGAGUGAAUGCUUACAAGACAAGUGAUGAUUGGUUCAUGUUUGAAACGACCUCAGUACAAGAUUUGCAAGGUUCCAAAGAUGACGAUCAUCAAAUAACUGAUGAGAGAGAGAAAAUUUCUCGCAUCAAUUUGGAUUACAAUAUGUUCAUUAUUUCUGGAAAAAAAGAUUCUGAGUUUAUUUUGCUAAGUGAGGAGGAUCAAAUCGAUUACACUGUAGUUUAUAUGAAUAGAGAGGAAAAGCUUAGCACUAUUAUGGAAAAGCAUGUACUGGUUACAUAUAGAUUUAGAGAUUUAUCGUUGUGCACUAUUUGGAAAUUUGAGGAUACAUUUAAUUGGAGGUGUGAAUUGAACGAUUGCAUUAUCAAAAUAAGAACUGAAAUGAGACCAAUAUUAAGACAAAUUUCUCGAAAAAUGGAUAGAAGUAACUAUACAAAUUUACUUUUAAUGAGAGAGGAGUCUGCUCCUUACAAGCUUCAUGGAAAUGUUCGAUGUAAACGACCAGUCAUUGCCACCACCAUGAAUAAUGCAAGUGGAAAUUCCAACAAUAACACAGAGCAGGACUCUGUAUUUUGCCUCAUUUAUGAUCAAUUUAAUAACAUGGUAACCACCACCAACACCAGUAGUAAGACAUUCUUUGUCAACGUGGCAAAAGCAAGAAAUACAUUUUUAACCUCAGAGAAUCAACAAGUCGAGUGGUGGAAUGAAACCUCUAAGCGUCACAGCCAACAUUUCCACAAGCCAUCCAAACAAGUAUCAAAACUCUUUUUAAAGAAUGACCGAGAUGGAUAUAUUUAUUCAAAGCAAUUAUUCGGAAGUCAGGUUUAUUAUUACAAGCAACAACAACAACAAGACACCACCACACAAAAUCCACCAAAAACAGCGGCAUACUUUUCACUCUCUAAACUUGAACAAUCUGUCAGAGAAUCUAUUAGGAAUGAAUUCAAGAUUAAUUUGUUGUAA
Messenger RNA from Naegleria fowleri, 3375 nucleotides. RefSeq lists its product as uncharacterized. The transcript has a single exon. The record is from RefSeq and is a predicted model, not a curated record. NCBI's taxonomy places the organism in Eukaryota, Heterolobosea, Eutetramitea, Acrasida, Naegleriidae. The coding region runs from base 1 to 3375 and encodes 1124 amino acids.